Ixodes scapularis (black-legged tick) is the source of this 861-nucleotide messenger RNA. RefSeq lists its product as uncharacterized. The transcript has a single exon. NCBI's taxonomy places the organism in Eukaryota, Metazoa, Arthropoda, Arachnida, Ixodida, Ixodidae. The record is from RefSeq and is a predicted model, not a curated record. Bases 1 to 861 code for a protein of 286 amino acids.
AUGAGACGAGAUAACCUGUUUCGUUCCGUUGAGCAAGGCGGUCUUGGGCUUUUACACGUCUUUUUAAAACAAAUUAUAUCACGUUUCUUGUUCUUCAGAACUGUGUCUCAUGACUUCCUUCGAACUUACAUGCAGACAGAGCUUUCAAGUGCAUUGCCGUAUUUGGUAGUAACAACAGUGCCUGCGAGCACAUCACGUCCCUUGGGAUACCUCAGAGAGGUAGUGAGCCCAAUAGAGUUCCUUAAAGCACGUUUUUCUUUGGAAUACUUAUUUAAAGUGUCGCGGAAAGCUCUAUAUGUUGAUCUCAUCAAUGCAUUAUUUUCUAUACCUUUGUACCGAAGUAUGUUCAGUAAUGGCCCGGGACAAGACGUCCUGAAACGUGUGUGUAAGCUACAUGUCUCACCGACAGCGAAGUCAUUCUUUUACAAGCUCCACACUUCAACGUUGCCGGUAAAGCCUUGGCUUCGCGAAAAAGGUAUAUUUGUUCCUUGGUCAGUGAACUGCCGUUUGUGCAACCAGCCUGAAACAAUAGAACAUUGCUUUAUUUUUUGCACCGACGCCUAUUUGUUUUGGGAUGUCCUACAAAGGACAUUGAAGAAAGAUCUGAAUAUCUGUGCAUAUACGAUACGUUUUUUGCCUUUAAACCAGAAUGAUACUUUUCCUUAUGACCUGUUCACAUUGAUGGGUCUGCAUAGCCUUUGGAAAACAAGGAUGAUUGAUAGAAAUGCUGAUCCUCCACGGUCUACAAAGUCCAAUUUCAUAGAAACUGUAUCACAUGUACGUAAUGUGUACGACCACCUCAAGAAACGCCCAGAAUGGUAUACCCUUCUUGACAAAUGUGUUCAUCUUCCCGACUUUUAG